Symbiodinium sp. CCMP2456 is the source of this 321-nucleotide messenger RNA. NCBI's taxonomy places the organism in Eukaryota, Dinophyceae, Suessiales, Symbiodiniaceae. The record is from the annotation of a GenBank genome assembly.
GUGGGAACCGUGGUGGAGGAGGCCGAUACUUUCGAGGCGCCCUCGGGCUCCUACCCGGGCCUUCGAACGCGCUAUGUCGUGCAUAGAGUCGAGUUCCAACUGCCCACCCUUCGCACCGAGACCGGGCCGGGUCUACCAGGGCUCAACAGCGAGCCUCUCACUGGUUGGGGACCGGCGCCCGAGGCUGUCCCCGACGAUAAGCUGAAGCUGCUCCUGGGGGAGCUCGGGCUCCCAUCUGCGCGGAGCUUUCAAUCUGUGGAAGGAGUGCUGGGUGCCGGAAACGGUGGCCGGGUCCACUUGUGGAAGUGGGUGAUGCACGAG